Messenger RNA from Penicillium egyptiacum, 1773 nucleotides. The record is from the annotation of a GenBank genome assembly. NCBI's taxonomy places the organism in Eukaryota, Fungi, Ascomycota, Eurotiomycetes, Eurotiales, Aspergillaceae.
AUGGCAGAAGAAGUUGAAAUAUCCGUGCCGUUCCGCGGUAGAAACGCUGCCUAUCGAAAGCCGCCCAAGAAUUCCAACAAGCCAAAAUCGACAGUGUUCCUGAAUGGCUCCAGUGCAGCCAUGCUUCAAGCUUUCGAAUCCAUGGAUGAGAUGGGAAGAAACAAGCUGAUACAGAGCAUAGAGAAUCUGAGCUGGGCACAAACUUGGGACUUGACCAAACAGUUUGACAAACAGAGGAGAAAGAGAAUGCCCGUGCAACAGCCUCUAUUCGGCAUGGAAAACGAGAGUCACUCUUGCCCUGAGAUGCUUCCCGCAGCAAGGGACGGACCUGGGGUCGAUCGGAGCAGCAGUGUCUAUAAGUCGCUCGCAAAGCCCAGGACUGCCGAAGGGGUUGAAGAACCUGAGCCAUGGGCAACAGCUGACCCGCCCGACUUCAUUCCUGACGAUGAAUAUGAAAAACUCGAAAAGACGGUCAAGUGGUCAGACAAUGUGGAGUCUCGGACCCAGCGUGAUGCUCGACACAAGCUUCAAGCCAAGGCAUACGCAAAAUCUCGCCGUAUCUUCCCAGUCGUCCAAAAUAGCAUCCUCACAUUCACAUCGAAAUACAACGACGCUAUUUAUGAGCCUGAUUCUCUCCUUGAUGGCUGGACUUUGGACAUCCAAGAAGGGGAUGAUCAGUGGCACGAACUCAAACACAGAAUUUCUUCGUUUGAUCUUCCCAACGCGAGUGUCAGAAAGCAGUUUCGCAGCUGGUGGGAUCAGCUUCCGGCAGGACGCCAAGUUGACAUUUAUCAUGUUGCCUUCUUUGACGGAACCGCGAUGCCUGAUGGAGAGGGUUCCAUGUUUCUGCCUGGAAUCAAGCAUAUCCCCACCCCUAGGAACAUGAAAGACGAGCUGACACGACUUCAUUGGCACGAGACAUCAGAAGGCUACGUCUACAACCUUGGGAAGGUUAACAAAAGGCGACAGAAGAAGGAACAGGAACAACAAGAGCACCUGCGUCGCACCGCGGCUUACCGUGCUUGGCUAGAAUUACCACCGGAUUCAAAAGUUGUUCCACCCGGCAUCUAUCUGCGUCCGGCAGAAGAGUGUGAUGCUGCUUCUAUCCUUGAAAUCAUGAACUGGUAUGCAGAAAACUCAGCUUUGAGCAGUGAAACUCGAGCUACGGAGGUGGAUGACUUUGGGGAGCUUCUUCAAUCUUGCCGAGAGAACCACUUCCCCUUCAUCGUCGCUGCUCGACGUCCACCGGAACGCCUGUGUCUCAACCAAAUCGACCCUGUGGUUGGCUACGCCUAUGUCGAGUUCCAUCGGCACGGCAAGAGCGCUGACAACCACAUGGGUGAGCUGCACGUCUUCGUCCAAGAGGGCAGCAAGAAGCAGCACAUCGGACGGGCACUUGUCGAUAUGGUCCUCUCUUGUUUUGAUGUGGCCUCUGAACCAAGCACCGACUAUGAGUUCGACCAAACUGGGACAGUGCAGUACGGCGCGGGCUAUGGCUGCCCCCUUAGAACAAUGGUCUGCGCUGUCGCAACAUCCCCGGAGGCCCGGCAGGAACAUGUCUGGAUCGAGAAGUGGUUGGAGAGGGACUUUGGCUUCAAAGAACAGUGCGUAUUCGAGAAUGCGAGAGUGAAAAGUGGCAAGAGUUAUGACAUUCGAUACAUGGCUCGUCGAAUCGGGGCCCCACGUGCGAGCAAUGGGGUCAAGAACCGACUUCAGACUCAAGCCCAGCCCCAGGGGAGUAGUACCAAGUCUGCGAUACUCAACUACCUCUGA